Molecule: messenger RNA, 4582 nt
Organism: Lates calcarifer (barramundi perch)
Lineage: Eukaryota; Metazoa; Chordata; Actinopteri; Centropomidae
Gene: ppp4r4
Product: protein phosphatase 4, regulatory subunit 4
Exons: 25
Coding region: 1506-4364 (952 amino acids)
Cellular component (GO): cytosol; protein serine/threonine phosphatase complex
Molecular function (GO): protein phosphatase regulator activity; protein binding
Source: RefSeq, a predicted model, not a curated record
CUGUGAUACACACACAUACACACACAAAUACACACACCUGUUAUCACACUGUCUGUCCAUCAGAUAACAGAUCACCUGUCUCCAGGUGGGGGCGGUGUCUGACUGAUGUCAGGUGUCCAAAAGAUCCAUGUUUCCACGGUGAUGAUGAAGAAGAUGAUGAAGAAGAUCUGGACUUUGUGAAUGAAUCUGGUCACUAACUGCCAGCCGUUUCCAUGGAAACCGGUUCAGCUGCUGCAGUGCGGGGCGUCAGCCUCCAUCCCGUCCGGUGCUGCCUAUCAGCCGGUUCUGGUCCGGUCAGCCGGGUUUAGUCUGGGUUUAGUCCCAGUCUGCGGUAUCUGCAUUCUGCAGCAGAUCACAGAUCUCCGUUCAGAUUUCUGACAGUUCUACCGGUUCACAGUCCAGCCGGAUUAAAUCCAGACUGCAGGAUUUUAUCAUAAAAUCCGGUUUGAGAAAAUCCACCAAGACGCCGUUAGUGCAAAUGAACUCUCAACUUUUCUAAUGCUUGCCUCUGCUCGGUACCGCCUUCCGUGUGGGAGCGACGAGACGGACCUGGGUUUACAAAGAUCGACGUUUUACUGAAAUAUUUCCUCGGUGGUGUUCCUGGUGUAGGCCGAAGUGAGUGGGUCGUACCGGUUUCUAACAUCUCAUUUUUGAAGGUUUUGUGGAUCGGUGGGUUUUAUAGAGGAGCACAGACGCAUUACAGCACUAAAAUUUUAACGCAGUUCGGCGUGACGCGCCUACCGCAGAGGACAGCCGAGCUGAAGCGGGUCAGGAUUUUAUCUGAACAAAUGUUUUCUGUGUUGGGUGUGUGCCGAACCGAAGAGGAAAUCAUGUCGAUUUGUUUUAUGUCUGAUGUUUGAGAAUUUCUGAUUAUAAAUCUCAUUAAUUAGUAAAUAAAUUAUGUAAUGUGAUUUUUGAACGGAGUCUGGCGUGACGUUCCCUCCGCACAGAGGAGGUGAUUUGACUGAAAUCAGAGCUGCCGGCAGAUGGAAGCGUUGAUGUGUGAUACUCGUCGGUUUUAAGUUUUAACUGAAAUCAGCAUUAAAACGUAGAUUUCUUUUUUUAACGCAGUCUGGUAUGAGGUUUCCUCCGCAGAGACAGCGCUCAGCUGGCUGUGGACCUGCCACCUGCUCUCACGCUGACCAACUGGGAUUUUCUAUUCAACAGAUGUUCCCCAGAAAAGUGGAGAUUUGACUGAAAUAAUCGCAGCUCGGAGGACAGAGUUAGAGCCGAACAGAGGAGCGGACGGUGUUGAGCUAAGAGCUGCAGGUUGGACCUCUGACAGGCCGCCUCAGCGAAGACGCCUUAAAUUAUUAGAAUUCUGAACGGAGUCUGGCGUGACGCCCCCCCACCCCACCCCCACCGCUGGGAUCUCCUUGGAAACCGUCAGUGACUGUGACCCCCUCCUCUCGCCUCUCAUCAAGGAUGGUCGGAACCGAGACCCGCCGCCCGCUCUCCCUCUAACCACCAGGACCGAACCGGGCCGCCGGGCCGGCAGUGAGCAGAUGUUCUCCGGCUCCAGGAUGAACCAGGCCGGCCUCCUGUACGGACCGCUGGACGAGCUGCAGGAGCUCGCCUUCAUCGAGAGGCCGAUCCGCAGGAGUCUCAAGACCGCUGAGGAGAUUGAUCAGCUGACUGUGGACGAAGACCUGAAUGACAUUGAGAGAGCCGUCUACCUGCUCAGUGUGGGUCAGGAGGUGCAGAGAGCGAGCGUCAUCAGUAACCUGCCCGGUCUCGUCCGCCAGAAUCCAGCUGAGACAUUUCGUCGGGUCGUACCAAAGGUCCGGGAGGUCCUGAACGGAUCUGGAGCUGAAAUCCAGCUGGCAGCAGCGGCAUCGUUUUUAACCAUCCUACAGGACGACAUCAUCCUGAUCCACACCCACACCUACUCCAUCCUGAAGACAGUCCUGCUGCACCUGAACCACCGAGACACAGUUGUAAGCAACGCCUGGUUAGAGACUCUGCUGUCGGCCAUCAACGCAUUACCCAAGGAGACCAUCAAACAGGAGGUGUUGAACCCUCUCCUGUAUCAGUCUCAGCUGUCUCACUCUCUUCAGGCUCGUCUGGCCAGCUGUCGCAUUUUAGGAAAAGUCGCCUGCAAGUUUGAUUCCCACAUAAUAAAGAAGGAGUUGUUGCCGUUAGCUCGAUCUUUAUGUCAGGACGUGGAGUUUGAGGUCAGAUCUUGUAUGUGCCGUCAGCUGGAGAGCAUUGCCAGAGCAACCGGGGUGGACGACACCAGGACAGAGCUGCUUCCUGAACUGGUGGAGCUUGCUAGAGAUGAGGAGAGCAGCGUUCGCCUUGCUGCCUUUGACACCAUCAUCAACCUGAUGGAGAUGAUUGACAGCGAUGACAGACUCCAUGUGGUGGUUCCUCUGGUGAUGUCGGUGUGCGAGGUGUCAUCACAGGCAGACGAGGCCGUCAUGGCCUCUUUGUCAUUCCAGUUUGGGAAGCUUUGCAGUGGACUGGCAGGCUCUCUGUCAGACGAGCAAAGGGGCCGGUUGCUGCAGAGGUUUAAGGUGCUGUGUGUCACUGGUCUGCAGACUGAAGGAAACCAGAUGGACAUCAACAACGAGUCAAAGCUGAUCCGCUGCAACUGCUGCUACAACUUGCCGGCCAUGGUGGUGUUUGCUGACUCAGCCCACUUCCUGUCAGAGCUUUACCCAUCUUUCUCUGGUCUUUGCUGUGACCCAGAGGUCAGCGUUCGACGAAGUGCUGCAGCCAGUUUCCACCAGGUGGUGAAGUUGCUCGGUUCAAACGUCCACGUGGUCCAGAAAGAGCUUCUGGUUCUACUGCAGGACGAUGCUCUGGAGGUGCUGGAUGCGCUGAUGAAUCACCUAGAGGAAACUCUGGAGGCAGUUUUGUCCAGAGGAGAGAACCUGACACUGGACAGCAAGUUCCCGGAGUUACUGUCAGCUCUUUUGUUGGCGGAGCAGAAGGUCGGAUGUUCUCUGCGUUGGCGGCUGCAUGAGAAGCUGCUGCAGCGUUACAGCUGCCUGGCGAGACUGCUGCCUGGAGAACUGCUGCACCAGAGCUUCUCCCCUCGCAUCUUCAUCAUCCUCACCACCAAUAAGGUGUUGCCUGUACAGAAGGAGGCGGCACGAACGUUCUGCACAUUUCUGCGCUACAACCGCAAACAGGAGCAGCGUCAGGAGAUGAUGGAGCGACUGAUCCAAGAUCUGGCUCAGGGUCGGAGCUACUGGAACCGUCUAAGGUUCCUUGACGUUUGUGAAAUGGCCACUGAGAUUUUCUCCAGAAAAUACUUCAACAAACAUUUCCUGAUUCCGGCAUUGGAACUGGUCCAUGACCCCGUCGCUAACGUCAGAUACAAGCUGUGUCAGUUGUUGCCCAGGUUACGUUCAUCACUCCGACUGCCGGCUGAUAAACAACUACUGCAGCAGCUCGACUUCUGUGUCCAGAAACUCCUCUGCAGAGAGAAAGACAAGGACGUGGUGGCAACCAUCCGCAAGACAGUGUUGGAACUGGACAAACUGGACCUCACAGAGCCUUUUCAUAAGAGGCAGGAGAGGGAUUUACUGGACCAGAAGAAGGAGAAGGAGGAGACUCUGUUGCUGGAGAUGCUGGAGCGACAACAGAGUGAAGGGAAACCUAACUCUGAAAAACAUCCAGAGAGAAAACGAAGGGAAAGUAAGACCAGUCUGUCUGCAACCAAAUCCAUGUCUGUGUCCUCAUCUGGAGCUGCGUUGUCCUCUGGUAAGGAGAUGAGGAAGGCUAAAUUGUCAAGGAGUCGAUCCCUUAGCAGUCAGCCGACAACGUCCAAACCAGCCAAUUCAGACAGGCCCCUAAAGGUCAAAGAGCUGAGCAGUGCAUCUGGACCUGGAAAGUCCUCCAUGUUACAGAGCAAAGAUGACUCCUUGAGGACUGCCCACUUCACCCUGGCAACCCAGGCCACCUCCUCCAUGCCGGUCCUGAUCCGCAGCAACACCACCAGCCUUCUGGACAGGGCCAGUACAUUGGACCACAGAACUAGUUCCAUAGACCACAGGGCCACUUCCAUAGACCAGAGAGACCAUAGAACUGGCACACUGGAUCACAGAACCAGUAACAUGGACCAUAGGAACAAUAUGUUGGACCAGAGAACUGGUUCAAUGGACCACAGAGCCAGUACCUUGGACCAGAGAGACCAUAGAACCAGUACUUUGGACCAGAGAGAGCAUCGGACCAGUACCUUGGACCAGAGAGACCAUAGAACCAGUACUUUGGACCAGAGAGAGCAUCGGACAAGUACCUUGGACCAGCGCAGUAAAACGAUGGACCGGGGAUGCGGGAUUAAGGACAGCCAGUCCAGAAAGCUGUCAAUAAACAGGAAGUCGAACUCUUUCAACAUCCAGUCGGGACGAGACUGAAGAUGAUGAUGUCAUCAUACCUCCACCAGGCCAUCAGCCAAUCAACAGUCAGGGAGCGAUUUCAGGACAUUACUCAGAAUGCAACAGGACAUCAUCUCUGCCUUACAGUGACAGAGACAGUAGAGUCUGACUUCUAUUUGUAUCUACUGAGCACUGUGUAUUCUAAUGAUUUCAUCCUAUCACCUGAUUGGUUCAGUAAAUUCCACACAUGCAAGCUG